This is a messenger RNA of Lecanosticta acicola, 1001 nucleotides long. Lineage: Eukaryota; Fungi; Ascomycota; Dothideomycetes; Mycosphaerellales; Mycosphaerellaceae. The record is from the annotation of a GenBank genome assembly.
AUGCCUUCUCGACCCCUUCGCUCCGCCAUUCGCUCACCCCUCGAGGAUGUGACGGGCAGAGCAAACAACCAGCCAACUCCACCACCCACGAUCGGAGCCAAAAGAAAGGCCAACGAUGCUCCCGCAAGCGAUAUCAAUCUCGAUGACAUUGACGUCGGAGUAACGUAUGUGGACGCCAGCUGCGAUCAAGUUCGCCGGAAGAUUCGCCGCUUCCUGGACUCUGGCGAAUUGAACAAGGGCCAAUUCGCUACAGCAAUCGGAGUCAGCGGCAAGAGUCUCAAUGAUUUCCUGAGCCAGGUCGGAUCCAUGAAUGGCUCGGGUAGUGCGACUUACGCAGGCGCUUGGGAGUUUUUCAAAAAGAGGGAGAUUGCUGGCUUAAAAAUGCCCCCUGUGAAGAGGGCGAAGCAGUCUUCUGCAUCUCCUGCGCUGGACAUAUCUGGCAUCCUUCUGACCGGCGAGGCAUUCGAUAACGUCCCAAUCUACGAAUCUUGCGACGAAGUCCGCAAGAAGAUCAAUGCCCAUUUGGCCAAGCCCGGUGUUACGCAAGCGCAAUUCUGCCGUGAUCUUGCAGCGCAAUAUCAUUCCGAGACGAAGAAGAUCCAGAGCAAGCAGUUGGUGGGUUUCCGGAGCAAGAAGGGUCCAUGGGCUGGUAAUACGUCCAUCGUGUGUGUGAGUUUCGACUGGAUCAGAGGACGCACGUCAAAGAUGGCUGAUUUCGCGGUCUAGUAUACCGCCUACGUCUAUUUUGAGAAACUUAGGCUGGCAGAAGGCAGGCCAAAAAGCGAGCAUCGACAAGGAAUGGAGGCUGUUCAUCCAGCUGGCCUUGAUACCCAGCGCACGCAUGAGAGGUAAGUGCUCUUCUCUUGUGUUCGUACACGCGAGAAAUCAUCGUGGUGACCGAAUGUCCAAAGCUGGAUCUCACUGACAUACCACGUAGAGUCUGGUGCAAGAGCAACAAGCGCCCCGUGGUUGACCAGUUCGGUCGCUUUUCUCACCGCUAA